AUGCUGGUGACCUAUUUGGAAGCCGGCCAGGACCUUUGCGAGACGGACUCAAUUCUUUUUGGCGCCGCAAUGGCAGUCUGCCGUAUUAUAGGCGCCCAACUUUCCACGGCUGGACGCGCUACUGGACAAAGUAGUGCUAUCCCAGCCUUGAAAAUAAGAAUUGAAGAAUGUAUCGCAAAGGCUAGGGCCCUCAUCGGCAGACUGAUAUGCUUCAGGUCAGGCAAUAUCAGGCCAAGGAUUGUGCGCACCAUCAGGACGGCGUUUGUUGGGACAAAUGUUGGUUUGUCCCAGCCAGAUAUAAUGCAAAAACUGACGGAGCGCAUAGACGACUUAAAGCAGAGAAUCGCUGCUUGGGGAAAGCGGAUUCGGCGAUAUACUGUGAGGUCGACACGGUUCAACCAGAAUCGUCUCUUCCAGAGAGAUCAGAAGAGGCUUUAUAAAUCAUUGGAGCGACCAAUGGUAAGUGGAACGGGCCCAGCACCGAAUCAGGCCGACACGGUCGCAUUCUGGCGCAGCCUAUGGUCAGAGCCCGUAAACCACAGUGAGGGCCCUUGGGCGGAAGUUGUGGCGAGUCAGUGUGCGGGUAUUACGCCCAUGGACCCCGUCAUCAUAACGCCGGAUGACGUAGCUGAGGCGGUCCGUAGGGCCCUGAACUGGAAAAGUCCGGGUCUUGACGGGCUGCAUCACUACUGGCUGAAGGAGUUCAUGAUAUUUGAGUUGGAUAUUGACAAUGAUAAUGAGGAAGUCGAUGAAGACCCUCCACUUGUAUUUGAAGAAGAACCUACCGAAUCUGCUGAAUCUUCGUCUGAGCAACCUACUCCAGGGCUUUCAUCUCAGUACCGGGUAUUUUUGGAAUUGCAGCUUGGAGAUCUCGCAGCAGAGAACUGA
Parnassius apollo (apollo) is the source of this 888-nucleotide messenger RNA. The record is from the annotation of a GenBank genome assembly. NCBI's taxonomy places the organism in Eukaryota, Metazoa, Arthropoda, Insecta, Lepidoptera, Papilionidae.